ACCAAACAACAGCCACACUGUCCCUGCUCAUCACAACAGGCCCCAUUGCCCAAACAAACCCACAUUCCCCUGUUUGUUGAAAGCUGAGAUCAUUGUUGAAUGUCAAGCAGGGACCUGCCUGGAACCUGCACACACACGACUUCUUGCCAGACUUGAGGCAGUGCUGCACCCCGAUCGCGGCCGAGACGACCAUCCAUUCUCCACGACGAUAGACCACGACCGAAGCCCAGCGAAAGCUGCCCGAGAACACAUAACAGUUGUGGGAAGAGAGAACCUGCAGUCUUGCGCAGCCGGGGAGGAAGAUGACGAAGUGUUGACGCGAGCAAGAGUUGAUCCUGCGUGCCACAUUCUUUCUUGGCUCAGCUGGUGGUGGCCGUGCUGGAAAGAGCGUCAUCCUCUGGAGUGCCAGUCUCUAGGGAGCAAUAAGUUCUGCGAUUGUUCAGGCUCACUGUUCGGUGUCUUUUCCGCCGUGAAGUGAAAGGGUCAGACCACCUCUGAAUGUCACAUUUGCAACCACGCUUGGGCCUGCCACCUGUCUAGAAACCUUGCCUUCCUGGCCUCCAUCUUUCCUGUCGAGCGUGUUCUUGAACUCUUGCAAACCACAAACCACCAUCAUCAACCAACUCCAAAGCUGGCCCAUCAUGUCGUACGACGAGCAGGACCAGACGGCCGAGGUGAUUGAGGAUUACCAGAGCGCCUUGGAUGGUUUGACAAUGAACUCAAGAUUCGAAAUCACCAACUUGACCCAGAUUGCUAGAGACUUGACCAACUAUGCCUUUCCAAUUGCAGAAACCCUGGAGCAGCAUAUCAAGAAAGUGCCUCCUCAGAGAAAACUACCGGCCAUGUACGUCCUGGACUCAAUUGUCAAGAAUAUCGGCACACCUUACACGUUAUUCUUCGGCAAGAAUUUGUACUCCACAUUCAUGGACUCGUACGCCUCAGUCAACGACAGUACCCGCAGAAAGAUGGAGGAGAUGUUGAAGACUUGGAAGGAGCCAGUACCUGGGUCCAUCGACAAGAAUCCUGUCUUCCCUCCUGAUGUGGUUCGACCCAUUGAGAAUGCCUUGAUCAAGGCCAGAACUUCAGCCCUCCACGCUCACCAAGAGCAAAUGCGAACCCAGCACCAGCUUCUUGGAAGAGGGGGACGACCUGUUGCACCCCAUCGCAACACGCCCACUCCUCCCAAUGCCCGACAGCAGUUCGUGCAGCCACCACAGCCUCAUUCUGGGGCCAAUGGCCACAGGCCAGAGUCCGCACUCGGCCAGGCAGCAUACUCUCAGCACCCACCUGCGGCCAACUUCCCCGGGUCAACACCUCAACCACACAUGUCAACCCCGGCUGCUGCACCUUUCCAACCACCACCUUUUGGUUCCUAUGGUGCCCCUGCUGCUCAACCUGGAAUAAGCAUAGAUUCCUUGAUCAAUGAAAUCGAGCAACUCGUUGUUGCCGCCAGAGCUGAACUUGGGAGGUCGCCAUAUGAUACUAGUAUACAGACGGAGCUGAAGGCGCUGUUGGAUCUGCAGACGGUUUUGAAGACUCGCGGGGCAAUGCUGUCGCAAGAGCAGUUGGUGCCUGUGAAGACUCAAGUAGCUAAUCUUGCCGUAAAAUACCGGGCCUCAAAUGCCCACCAGACUGUCACUCCUACACCACCCAUCCACGGAGCACCAUUCCAUGCCCCUAUGCAGCAGCAGCAUCCCCCUCAACCAAUAGCACCAGUAGCCCCUGUGCCGCCUGCUUCGGCUCCGCCAGGUUCUGUGUCUCUUGACGCUCUGCUUGGUAAGGGUGCUCUGGCUGCAUUGCUGAGCCGGCGGUCUGCCACCCCUCAAGCCCCAACACCUCAACCACCACCACACCCACAAACACAACCAGCAAAUGUUGCUGCUCUACUACGGUCUCCUACUCCACAGAGAGCCGAGAUGCAGAAACCAGCCACUCCUGAUCCGAUGGCAUUGCUGGGUGCUCUUCGUGGUGUUGGUUUGAUACCACCCACACCACAAGUCGGUGGAACACCAGUGGGCCACCCAUCCGGGCCUCCUUCUCAAGCUCCAGCAAACACAGCUCCUAUCACUACGCCUACUCCUGCUGCUGCAGGUAUGUCAUUGCCACCAAACCUGGCCAGCAUACUCGCUUCAGCCCGCAAUCUGGCAGCAUCGUCAACACCACCGCCGGUUGUCAUCACAAGUGGUGAUAUCAGUCUGACGACAUCUUCAUUAAAGCAAUUUCGACCACACCUCAUCCCUACCAUAUAUGAGGCACUGGGCCCACCAUGCACUCAAUGUGGGCGACGCUUCAAGACAGACGCGGAAGGGAGAAAGAAUAAGACAGCCCACAUGGACUGGCACUUCCGAGUGCACCAGAGGAUCAUGGAAGCAGAGAAGAGAGGCCAGCAUCGAAGUUGGUACGUGGACCAGGCGGAUUGGAUCAAAUCCAGAGAGGCCAUUGACGACCACCAAGCGGAUGCGGAUGCGGAUGCAGCCAGCAAAGCAGCGGCCUCCUCAGCUGCCAGUUCGUCUGGUCCAAAGAUCCAGUACAUCCCAGUCCCGGAUGACAGAGACAACAUCAACACUGUCUGUCCAAUCUGCCAGGAGAAGUUUGUCACGAAGUGGCUCGAUGAGGCACAGGAGUGGGUGUGGACAGACGCCACGAAAGUGGGCGGCCGCGCAUACCAUGCAAGCUGCUACGCAGAGGUGACCAAGGAUGGAGGCAACACGCCAAUGUUCGGCAGCAACGGUGCACCUGACCCAGUCUUGGGUAAGAGAAAGGCCGAAGGCGAGAUGGGUAAUCUGAGGGCAGGUCGUGUCAAGACAGAUGCAUGAUUUCCUGCAUGUCAGGCAGCAUUGCAGAUACAUGGUGCUCACAAGACUGCCGUGCUUGCCAGACCACUGUGGAAAGCCAUUUAGCCUCUGACCCAGUACCUGGACUAUGGCCUAGGGCUGAUGUCUCACAGCCAUGGUGGUGUGAGAACACUGCUCCCCUGGCCACACUGGUGUUUCCGGCUUAGCAGUGGAGGGAUAGUGAAAAUCCUGAGCAGCAAUAGUGUCUGUUCAAGGAAGAGAAAAUCACAUAGGUCCUGCUUGGAGCUUCAUACCCAGCGGAUGCAUCAUGGAAGGAGGACAUCAUGAAGCAUGCAGAGAAUCUUAUGCCAAGGGCAUAUUCAAAAGUGUACAUCUUAGUUUAGACGGUCAUUGAGGGCGUCACCUGAACUGCUUCCUGCUUCAUGGGUCAUUAGUAGGGGGCCAGCAGUUACUAUGAAUUAGCAAUCUGCAAUACUAAACCGAUAACACCACAAA
This is a messenger RNA of Diaporthe batatas, 3290 nucleotides long. RefSeq lists its product as uncharacterized. The transcript is spliced from 6 exons. The record is from RefSeq and is a predicted model, not a curated record. Lineage: Eukaryota; Fungi; Ascomycota; Sordariomycetes; Diaporthales; Diaporthaceae. Gene Ontology annotation, biological process: termination of RNA polymerase II transcription. Gene Ontology annotation, cellular component: cytoplasm; mRNA cleavage factor complex. The coding region runs from base 642 to 2816 and encodes 724 amino acids. Gene Ontology annotation, molecular function: mRNA binding; RNA polymerase II complex binding.